Cynocephalus volans (Philippine flying lemur) is the source of this 2906-nucleotide messenger RNA. RefSeq names its product AGBL carboxypeptidase 3 (gene AGBL3). The record is from RefSeq and is a predicted model, not a curated record. Gene Ontology annotation, biological process: proteolysis. The transcript has 16 exons. The coding region runs from base 144 to 2906 and encodes 920 amino acids. Gene Ontology annotation, molecular function: zinc ion binding; metallocarboxypeptidase activity. NCBI's taxonomy places the organism in Eukaryota, Metazoa, Chordata, Mammalia, Dermoptera, Cynocephalidae.
UCACUGUUAAUUAAAUACAACUGAAUAUUUUUGAUUACUCUAUUAAUGUAAUAAACAUCUUCAGCUAUCAAAUAAGUUCCUCAGAAAUUGUUUUACAGCCUACCCACAUAAUAAGAAAAAUUUCAAGCCAAACACUGGAAGAGAUGUCAGAAGAUUCAGAAAAGGAAGACUAUUCAGACAGAACAAUCAGUGAUGAAGAUGAAUCAGAUGAGGAUACGUUUAUGAAAUUUGUAAGUCAAGAUUUUCAUCCGUGCGCACUUUUAACAGCUGACUCUACUGGUGACCCAUUCAUCCCUCGGACUACACAGAUACUAUUGGAAUAUCAGCUAGGGAGAUGGGUGCCACGCCUUCGUGAACCACGAGAUUUAUACGGUGUCUCUUCUUCUGGUCCACUGAGCCCAACACGGUGGCCAUACCACUGUGAGGUCAUUGAUGAAAAAGUCCAGCAUAUUGAUUGGACGCCUUAUCCUGAACCAGUGUAUAUCCCAACAGGCCUGGAAAUUGAACCCCUUUAUCCAAACUCCAAGGAAGAUACUGUGGUUUAUCUAGCUGAAGAUGCUUACAAAGAGCCCUGUUUUGUGUAUUCCCGAGUUGGGGGCAACCGAACACCCUUGAAGCAGCCUGUGGAUAACUGUGACAACACUUUGAUGUUUGAAGCAAGGUUUGAGAGUGGUAAUCUACAGAAGGUAGUCAAAGUGGCAGAAUAUGAAUACCAGUUGACUGUGCGCCCUGACCUCUUCACAAAUAAACACACCCAGUGGUACUAUUUUCAAGUCACUAAUACCCAAGCAGAAAUAGUCUACAGAUUCACUAUCGUCAACUUCACCAAGCCUACUAGUCUUUACAAUCGGGGUAUGCGCCCAUUGUUCUAUUCUGAAAAAGAGGCCAAGGCUCACAAUAUUGGCUGGCAGAGAAUAGGAGACCAAAUCAAGUAUUAUAGAAACAACCAGGGGCAAGAUGGUCGCCAUUAUUUUUCUCUUACAUGGACUUUUCAAUUUCCACACAACAAAGAUACCUGCUACUUUGCUCACUGCUAUCCAUACACUUACAACAACCUGCAAGAAUACCUUUCUGGCAUCAAUAACGACCCCGUACGGUCAAAGUUUUGUAAAAUACGUGUCUUGUGCCACACACUUGCUAGGAACAUGGUGUAUGUUUUAACCAUCACUACCCCCUUGAAGAACCAUGACUCGAGAAAACGAAAGGCUGUGAUUUUGACUGCAAGGGUCCAUCCAGGAGAAACCAACAGCUCUUGGAUCAUGAAAGGCUUCCUAGAUUAUAUUUUAGGAGACUCGAGUGACGCGCAGUUGCUUCGGGACACGUUUGUCUUCAAGGUGGUACCCAUGCUGAACCCAGAUGGUGUGAUUGUGGGAAAUUACCGGUGUUCCUUAGCGGGACAGGAUUUAAACCGUAAUUAUACAUCUCUCCUGAAGGAAUCUUUUCCUUCUGUUUGGUAUACCCGGAACAUGAUCCGUAGAUUGAUGGAGAUACGAGAGGUUGUUUUAUAUUGUGAUCUUCAUGGACACAGUAGGAAAGAAAACAUCUUCAUGUAUGGCUGUAAUGGUAGUAACAGAUCUAAAGCAUUAUAUUUACAGCAACGAAUCUUUCCACUUAUGCUGAGCAAAAAUUGUCCAGAUAAAUUUUCAUUCUCAGCUUGCAAGUUUAACAUUCAGAAGGGCAAAGAAGGGACAGGAAGGGUGGUGAUGUGGAAAAUGGGAAUCAGGAACAGCUUUACCCUGGAGGCCACCUUUUGUGGGUCUACUCUGGGUAAUAAACGAGGUACACAUUUCAGCACAAAAGAUUUGGAGUCAAUGGGAUACCAUUUUUGUGAUUCUCUCUUGGAUUAUUGUGAUCCCGACAGGACCAAGUAUUAUCAGUGCCUGAAAGAAUUGGAAGAAAUGGAAAAACAUAUAAACUUGGAAAAAGUCUGUGAUGAUUCAGAUACUUCUCUGAUAGAAAUUACAGUGGAUCUAGACUCUAGUAGCCGAGGCUCUGACAGUUCAGAAUCCAAUGACUCUCACACUUAUUUUCUGAAGUUAACUUCUCAGAAAAAAUACCUGAAAACAAAGAAGGAAAGAAAUUCUAUCUUAGCAAGCCACCAAAAUGCCAGAGAAGAGCAAAAGGUUUAUGGUAGAGGAAACUUACUGCAAAGAAACAAAGAAUCAAAUCCUGAUGUGAAAGUUACAAGGCCAAAUGUACCAGAUGAUUAUACAGUUGAUUACCUCAGAAGACAGUUGCCUGAUCAAGGUUUGGAUCUGCGUCACAACUUAAAAAGCAAAAUGAAAGAACGUACGUCUUCCCAAAGAAAGAAGACUGGCAUAAAUUGGACAGAUGAUGAAAAAACAAUGUAUAAGGAUGAAAGAACAGCUCAAACUCAAGAAAUAUUGAAUUACUUGCUACCUAUCAUGGAAAGCACUAAAAACAUGCAAACUACUCAGAUAAAACAGCUAUCCAAUCCAAGAACCAAUUUCCAAAUCCAUCAUCAACUAAAGCCAGCUACUUGCAGAAUUAUAAAGAGAUACAGCACAUCUUGCAUACCACCCACAAAUUUCCCUUCUUUAACCCGAAAGAAUGUUAUGGGAAACUCUUCAGAAUGGUUCCAGCCUAUGCCCCAAAGUUCAUUUGAAAGUUUAUCAUCUCUCAAAGGCCCCAAGAAGAGGAAAAAACAUUCUCAAACCUGGGCCAUAAAGACUGAAGACAUGAAACUGCUCAGCAGCAAAUGGGAGAACAUUGCCUCAAGUUUUGAAAUGGGUGUGAAUAUUAUAAAAGAUAAAAGUCUUCAAGCUCAAGAAUCCAACCAGCAAAGCUCUAAGCAUAUAGCCCUCCAUCUAACUAAAAAUAAGGAUGAGCAACCAAAUAAGAAUGGACACCCCACCUUCCAUCUGAGGUUCCAAAGGGACAGUUAA